CCGCGCAGGCACAGCCUAGCACAAAUCAAACCCCAAGCCCGAGGCCAUCCAUCCAUCCCUGCGCAGAGCUCGAUCCGCACAGUGCGAGGCUUGAGAUUUUUCCAGGUCUCGGCGAUUCGGGGGAAGAUGGCGCCGUCGUUCCUCGCGAUGAAGACGGGCGCGGCGUCCGGCGCGUCGGAGGCGGCGCAGGCGCUGCUCGAGUCGGACCUGCGGGAGCUGGGCAUGGCCGCGCGGAAGCUCGCCAACCACGCCAUCGUCCUCGGCGGCGGCCUCGGCUUCGGCCGCCACUUCCUCAAGUGGCUCGCCUUCAUCGCCGCCGUGUACCUCUUGGUAUUGGACCGGACAAACUGGAAGACCAACAUGCUGACGGGACUCUUGGUCCCUUACAUUUUCUUCACCCUGCCCGGCGUGCUUUUCUCUCUGAUAAGGGGAGAGGUUGGUGCCUGGAUUGCGUUCAUUGUGGUCAUCCUGCGGCUCUUCUUCCCACGUCACUUCCCUGACUGGCUAGAGCUGCCUGGCUCUCUGAUUCUUCUUACGGUGGUCGCCCCCAGCCUCUUCGCGGACCACUUCAGGAACGACCUCGUCGGCGUCUUCAUAUGCCUCGCCAUCGGGUGCUACCUGCUUCAAGAGCACAUCAGGGUGUCAGGAGGCUUCAGGGAGGCCUUCAGGAAGGCCAAUGGCGUAUCCAACACCAUCGGCAUCGUCCUGCUCUUCGUCUACCCAGUCUGGGUCCUGGUGCUGUGGUUCCUGUAGGACAUCUACUGCUAUCAGUGUGGCCAUUGAUUGGUUUGUGCAGUUCUGUUCGAUGUUUGGGGAUUCAUCGUGUAGACCUUUUCGAUGGUGAUUCGGUAUCUGGAGUCGAUGAACUCUGCGCGCUUGUACCUUCUGAUGGACAUGUUUCGAUUUGUUGUAGUUUUGGUAUCAGGUCUUUGUUUCCUUGAUCCGUGUGUACAGGACCAUCAAUAAAAACAUCAUCAUUGUUGAUUUGCGAA
Hordeum vulgare subsp. vulgare (domesticated barley) is the source of this 992-nucleotide messenger RNA. RefSeq names its product cold-regulated 413 plasma membrane protein 1-like. NCBI's taxonomy places the organism in Eukaryota, Viridiplantae, Streptophyta, Magnoliopsida, Poales, Poaceae. The transcript is spliced from 4 exons. Bases 127 to 753 code for a protein of 208 amino acids. The record is from RefSeq and is a predicted model, not a curated record. Gene Ontology annotation, cellular component: membrane.